Molecule: messenger RNA, 669 nt
Organism: Abrus precatorius (Indian licorice)
Lineage: Eukaryota; Viridiplantae; Streptophyta; Magnoliopsida; Fabales; Fabaceae
Exons: 3
Coding region: 1-669 (222 amino acids)
Molecular function (GO): nucleic acid binding
Source: RefSeq, a predicted model, not a curated record
AUGCAUCAAGAUUUGAAGUGGAUGUUUUGGUGGCCAGGCAUAAGAGGUGAAAUAGCUAGAUUUGUCGAGGCCUGUUUGACUUGUCAAAAGGCAAAAGCAGAACGUCGUUGUCCACCUAGAGAAUUGCAAACCAUGGAGAUCCCUGAGUGGAAAUGGGACUGUGUGACCAUGAACUUUGUAUCUCAUUUAUCAAAAAUGGUGAAAAACCAUGAUGCUAAGGGUGAUUGGGAGGACAUGCUUCCUCUUGUGGAAUUUACCUACAAUAAUAGCUAUUACUCAAGCAUUGGCAUGUCACCUUUUGAAGCCUUGUAUGGUAGGAAAUGUCGAACUCUAGUUUGUUGGUUUCAAGACAGAGUACAUUUGAUGGUUGGACUAGAAAUGCUUCAAAAAACCAUGGAGGAAGUUGAGCUUAUACAGAAAAGAUUAAGGGUGACUUACAAUAGUCAAAAGUCUUACGCUGAUCGUCAUCGAAGACCUUUGGAGUUUGAGGUGGGUGAUCACGUAGGACUAGUGGCUUAUAAACUAGCAUUACCAGCUCAACUGGUAGGAUUACAUAAUGUUUUUCACAUAUCACAAUUGAGAAAGUAUGUUCCAGAUCCAACUCAUGUGAUAGAGCCGGAUGCUGUGCAAAUACGAGAUGACUUAUCGAUUGAGCUUCCAGCUGCAUGA